Messenger RNA from Ostrea edulis (European flat oyster), 1219 nucleotides. RefSeq lists its product as uncharacterized. The coding region runs from base 340 to 870 and encodes 176 amino acids. The transcript has 7 exons. Lineage: Eukaryota; Metazoa; Mollusca; Bivalvia; Ostreida; Ostreidae. The record is from RefSeq and is a predicted model, not a curated record.
ACAAAAUAUCUCCUGACAAUACAAUAUUGGAAAUUUACACCUUUAUAAAACUGGAACACGUACAAUUGUGAUUAUAUCUACAGUUUGAUUUCAUCUAGAGAAGUACUGAAUAGUUCAUUGUGAGGCUGUUUCCCGGUGUUACUUAGCUAUGCUCGUCCAUUUUCUUGGAGUCAUUAUUGUUUAUGCAUGCAUGAGUCUGAUGAUUUUAAAUUUGACUGAAGGAAGAAAACACAUAAAGAAUACCUAUGGGAUCUGCCUUGAGUCUCUUCAAACAGUUCAACAAGUUCCAAGCUGUCCAAAAAAUCUGAAGGAGUGGAAUAGGAGAGCGGACAUGAUGAAAUGUUCUACCGUUAUACAGUCUUGUGGGAAAAGAAGGGACUUUGUUUAUCACUGCCUCCCAAACUCCUUUUGGAACAAAACCGUAGAGGUCUGCGCUCUACGGCAUCAGAUUAUUCUAUUGGAUAUCAACUUUCCAACUACACGCACCAAAUUCAUCCGGGAUACGCCACAUUCCAGUGCACACAAAACGAUUCCAUCACAACUACAGACGCAGGAAACAUAAACACAUCUAACAAUGAAAGCUCCACCACCCUUCAUUUCACAGCUUACUGUGCCGAAUACAACGAAAAGGGACUUCGGAUUCAAACAAAUUUUGAACACUCGUGUUCCCAGGCUGAUGUGCCCUGUCCGUCUCACUACUCCUCUGACGUAUCUCACAGAUAUCAGCAGUGCUAUCAUUUAGACAAGAAAAUGCAUCAUCCAAACCGAAGUUUCCCUGAACAAGCAGGACCUGGUACCACGUCUGACGCCAAACGUUGUUCGAUGGGACUGAUGCUGUUGUCCUUACAGUUUCUACUUCUAUGGCUAUGAAUAUCCACCGAGCUCCCCACCCCUCACUACAGGGGGUCUCCACCGAGGCUCCCCAUCCCUCACUAGAGAGAGUCUCGUGUCCGUGUUCCGCACCACGUGUGUUCUACACAGCAGAAAAACUGAACCAAUGACGUCAGCUUACAGGGAAGCCAGUACCUUAGUGUGCUGGACUAAUACGGACGUGAGAAGACUGCGGUAAAACACAAGCACAAUCCGAGAGCUACGAGCAGUUGUCAACGUGAUCUGGAUUAAACUGAUAUAGAGAAGAUGAUACCGACGAUGUCCCAGUCAAGAUAUGCAAACAAAUGUUGAUAUAGUUUGAUUAGAUAAAUAAAAUAAAUUAAAGACA